UCGUAGAUUUUUGACAGAGAUCUCUCAAGGUUCGUUCGUUUUCUACUCCACAACCAAAAAAAGUUGAAAAAACCUCUGCAACCCAAAGCUUUCAGCUCAGGCUUAUCUUUAUCCGCCUCUCUGGAACCAUCUGCUCCAUCUAGAGAGAGAAGCGGUUUGGAGUUCUGGAGAGAGAAGAUAGAUUGUGAGAGAGAGAGAGAGAGAGAGAGAGAGUGAGUGACUGAGUGGGUGAGUUAUCAAAAAUGAAUCGUGGUGAUGCUUUUAGCGCUAUAGAGUUGGAGUACAUAGGCAGGCACCACAGACACGAGCCCAGAGAGAACCAGUGCACCUCAGAGCUGGUCAAGCACAUCAAAGCGCCUGUUCACCUUGUGUGGUCGUUGGUAAGGAGAUUUGACCAACCCCAGAAGUACAAGCCCUUUGUUAGCAGGUGUGUGGUGAAGGGGGACUUUGGCAUUGGGAGUGUCAGAGAAGUGAAUGUUAAAUCUGGGCUUCCUGCCACAACAAGCACUGAGAGGUUGGAACUUCUUGAUGACAAUGAGCACAUUCUUGGCGUCAAGUUUGUUGGUGGUGAUCACAGGCUAAGGAACUACUCUUCCAUCAUUACGGUACAUCCAAAGGUUAUUGAUGGAAGGCCAGGGACACUAGUGAUUGAGUCCUUUGUGGUGGAUGUGCCUGAUGGAAACACCAAGGAUGAGACUUGUUACUUUGUCCAGGCGUUGAUCCGGUGCAAUCUGAAGUCAUUAGCCGAUGUCUCAGAGAGGAUGGCUGUGCAGGACCGAACUGAACCCAUCAAUCUUUAGUGGAUGUGGAGCCGGGACAAAUGUGUCGUGACGACUACAUUUUUAUACGAUCCGAGGGCUUUUUUAUUCUGGUGCCGUCUAGAGAGUGGCAGGAGCUGUCCUUCCAUGUUCACACAAGUUUUGCAUACAUUGCUGGCUGUUGUUUUGCCAUCUCAUGGGGAUCAUUACUCUCUCUUUCCUUCUGCUUUUUCCUGUUUGUUUGCUGGGGUUUCUCUUCUUUCAAUGUCCGAAGGACGAGUUUCCCAAGUUUUUUGUUAAGUUCCCCAUGAAUGGAUGUCGGAAAGCUCCUUUCUGCUGUUAUAUUUCUUGGGUUUUGUUCAUGGUGGUACUUAAUACUACUAUGGUUAUUUGUAAAUAGUCAUGUUGGAAAGAGGUGACUAUGGACCUGGGGUUUUCUUCUUGUAGUUGCAGUUUCUAGGGGCAGGGAGGAUUGAGGAGAGGACCUUUGGCUAGCGCUUUGUUGUUUGUUUUGUAUAUUCUGUGUAUUUUUAAUAAAUUAUCGCAAAUUUCUAUUGA
This is a messenger RNA of Alnus glutinosa, 1316 nucleotides long. RefSeq names its product abscisic acid receptor PYL3-like. The record is from RefSeq and is a predicted model, not a curated record. The transcript has 3 exons. Gene Ontology annotation, cellular component: cytoplasm; nucleus. NCBI's taxonomy places the organism in Eukaryota, Viridiplantae, Streptophyta, Magnoliopsida, Fagales, Betulaceae. The coding region runs from base 243 to 800 and encodes 185 amino acids. Gene Ontology annotation, biological process: abscisic acid-activated signaling pathway. Gene Ontology annotation, molecular function: protein phosphatase inhibitor activity; abscisic acid binding; signaling receptor activity.